UCCUUCCGGAGGCGGGAGGUCAUAGCGUGGAGCAGCUCACCGCUGCCCGCUGCUGCGGCUGUGCUCUGCUCUGUUCUGCCGGAGGAGCGGAGGGCGCGGUGGGGCCGGUCUGCGCGCGCGCUGCCGGGGAAGGCACCGGGCGGCUCCGCCAUGUCCUACUGCAGGCAAGAAGGGAAAGACAGAAUUAUAUUUGCAACCAAGGAGGACCAUGAGACACCAAGCAGUGCUGAGCUGGUUGCAGAUGACCCAGACGACCCUUAUGAAGAACAAGGUUUGAUAUUGCCCAAUGGAGAUAUCAAUUGGAAUUGCCCAUGUCUGGGUGGAAUGGCUAGUGGUCCCUGUGGGGAACAGUUCAAGUCAGCCUUUUCUUGUUUCCACUAUAGUACAGAAGAAAUAAAGGGAUCAGACUGUGUGGACCAAUUCCGUGCCAUGCAGGAAUGCAUGCAAAAAUAUCCAGAUCUUUACCCUCAAGAGGAUGAAAAUGAAGAAGAAGAGAAGUCAAGCAAAGAUUUGGAAGCUACUCCUAUGGAGGCUUCUGCUGCCAAAGAGGAGAAGGGAUCUAGCUAAUGAAGAUGCAAGGAGGCUGUUGUCUCCAUUUCUCAUUUUCAGAGACAUGGACUUUUGCAGUAUGUCUGUCUUCUGAGUUGUCAAGAAAUGCUUCACCAUUGUUCUAUAUGCUGUAUCAUAGUAAAUAAUCUGUUGCUGAAGGAGAAAUCUCAGUGCUAGAGCCUUGCAAAUAAAUACUGGUAAAAACCAGGAGUUAUGUGUGCGUAAUGGAGUACUGUGUAACCUGCUAUCAGAAAGUUCAUACUUUUUAACAGCUAUUUUUUACUAAAGUUCUCCUUCAGAUUUGACAUGAAUAAUGUCUAAAUACAUAGCUUGCAACUAAAAUUCCACUAGCACACCAGGUCUGCCUUCAUUUCAUUAUGUUCUGAUCAGUAGCUGCUCUUUUUUAAUGUAUUCUGUUCUAUUAAUAGAAAUCGCAUUAAAUGAUUGUUUUACCUUAUUUUUUUUUCCAGAGUGAUACAGGACACUGAAAAUUAUGUCUAGAAUUUGUAAAAUAAUUUCAAAUGGUUUUAUUAGAUUAUGGUUGCAUUUUACUACUGACAUCAGGUGAGGACAGGCAGAAAAAUGCUGAAAUGCGUAUCUCCUUUGAUUUCAUUUAUUUAUUCUGAUGGCUUUUACAGUGUGUUGUGCAACCAUUGAUAAAGAUGAAUGGAAAGAAUGUUGGUCACUGACUUUAUUUUUGCUCUGAAACCACAAGUUUUGGGUUCCUUUAGUUAGUACGUGCUCCUUCGGUGUAUAGACAGGCUCUUGUAAAAAUACUUUGUGAAUACAAUGAAAAUGUUACCUCGUAUAAUGAUCUCAAAACCGAUACUGUGACUUAAGUGCAUAUUAAAAAGCAAAUACUUUUUACCUUCA
Molecule: messenger RNA, 1422 nt
Organism: Falco peregrinus (peregrine falcon)
Lineage: Eukaryota; Metazoa; Chordata; Aves; Falconiformes; Falconidae
Gene: CHCHD4
Product: coiled-coil-helix-coiled-coil-helix domain containing 4
Exons: 3
Coding region: 151-567 (138 amino acids)
Biological process (GO): protein import into mitochondrial intermembrane space
Cellular component (GO): mitochondrial intermembrane space
Molecular function (GO): protein-disulfide reductase activity
Source: RefSeq, a predicted model, not a curated record